AUGGCUUCUGUAUACAAGACCCUCUCGACCGAGCGCACUCGCUCCAAGGCGGAAUCCGACGGUGCGCCUUCCGCCUCCAAGCGGAAGAACGCCCAGAGAGUCCUGAUCCUCUCGUCGCGAGGCAUCACCACUCGCUCCCGCCACCUACUCAACGACAUCGCAGGCCUCCUCCCCCAUUCCCGCCGCGAGUCCAAGUUCGAUUCCAAGAAAAACCUGCGCGAUCUGGCCGAGAUGGCAGAGUUGUACAACUGCAACAAUGCAAGUACUGUGAGGCCCUACUCAAUGACAACCAGGCUGACUUCAUGCACAGGUCAUGUUCCUCGAAUGCCGGAAACACCAGGACUCAUACCUUCACUUAGCCAAAGUGCCCAACGGCCCAAGUCAAAAGUUUCUGGUCCAGAACAUUCAUACCAUGUAAGCCUUUCGUGCCCGGCCCUGUGGGCAACAUCUCUGACGCUUCUGCUCUCCAGGGAAGAGUUGAACUUCUCAGGAAACUGCCUUAAGGGUUCCCGACCUAUUCUCUCCUUCGACGCCGCAUUCGACACCGAGCCCUCUCUCCGCCUCUCCCGCGAGCUCCUUACUCACAUCUUUGGUGUUCCUGAGGGCGCGAGGAAGGCCAAGCCUUUCGUGGAUCACGUUAUGGGCUUCAGUGUCUUGGACGGAAAGAUUUGGGUGCGCAACUACCAGGUCAAGGAAGAAGACACUGCUGAGCAGAAGGACAUGUCGCUCCUUGAGAUCGGACCUCGUUUCUGCCUGACCCCGAUGUUCAUCCAGGAAGGCUGCUUCUCGGGCCCCAUCAUCUACUCGAACAAGCAAUACGUAUCUCCCAACCAAAUCAGAUCAGACAUGCGGAGACGCGACGCCAUCAAGCACAGCGCCCGCGCGGAGCAGCACGUCGAGCGGUUCGCAAAGAAGGACCGGCUCGGUAUCUCCAGCGGAAGCAAAGACAUCCGGGCGAACGAGCUGGAUUCGAGGACGCUGUUUGCUUGA
Molecule: messenger RNA, 990 nt
Organism: Colletotrichum higginsianum IMI 349063
Lineage: Eukaryota; Fungi; Ascomycota; Sordariomycetes; Glomerellales; Glomerellaceae
Product: Ribosome biogenesis protein BRX1
Exons: 3
Coding region: 1-990 (329 amino acids)
Biological process (GO): rRNA processing; ribosomal large subunit assembly
Cellular component (GO): nucleolus
Molecular function (GO): rRNA binding
Source: RefSeq, a predicted model, not a curated record